Camellia sinensis is the source of this 1149-nucleotide messenger RNA. RefSeq names its product putative disease resistance protein At4g19060. The record is from RefSeq and is a predicted model, not a curated record. Gene Ontology annotation, molecular function: ADP binding. Lineage: Eukaryota; Viridiplantae; Streptophyta; Magnoliopsida; Ericales; Theaceae.
AUGGCAGCUAAUUAUUUACUGUUCCUGAAAAACAAAUUCAUCAGUGAUUAUGAAGAAGCAGUGGCAGAAUACAAUGAUUUUCCCUUCCGUUCUUGUUUUCAUGCGAUCUUAGAGGAGUUGCAGAAAAUAAGGAUCAGCUCCUCAACACCCAUAAGAAUGAAAAAUUUGCUCUACGAUCUCAAGUUUGUAUUGGCUGAGUGCAUCAUGUUAGCAGGCAAGGAGAAGGAGCGCAUUACCCAGACCAAGAAAAAUCUCGUAGGUUAUCAGUAUGUGAAGAAGAAAUGGAUUCUGUUCUUAACUACGAGGAAAUUGGUCUCCAUCAAAGAAAAUUUGUUGAAAUACUUGCACGAUGUCAGCGUCAAUGUUGCAGGUGAGACUAAGAGGCCUUUGUCCUUGAGCUUGGUUAGGGUUCGUCAACGAGGGGACUUUCCAGAAUUCGACAAGACUUCGAUUCAUGGGUUCGAACACCAUUUCGAAAAGAUCAAAGAUUUGCUCCUCAAGACACCUGAUACUGAUAGUAUCAGCACGAUUGGCAUUGUAGGGACGGGCGGUUCAAGUAAAACUACUCUUGCUCAAAUGGUGUUCAAUAGCUCUCAAGUCCAAGACAGUUUCUCCCCAAUUUUAUGGGUUGAAUUACCUCAAUCUCUGAUUAAACCCCACUUAAUUGCUUUCGCCAUUCUCAAAAGCUUGGCAAGUGAUUUUUCUUGGUGUGGCAGUGCUUUUGAUCUCAAUGAGCUUUUGCACAACCGACACCGUUGUUUGCUUAACAACAAGUAUUUGAUUGUGUUGGACAACAUGUGGCAUGCAAAUGAUUGGUACUUUGAUUUGGAUUCUAACUCCAAGCUGCAGAUAGAAGGUAACGAAAACUACACUCAUCUCUCACAUGGCUUGCCAAAGGGAAGUGGGGGUGCCUUCAUCGUCACUAGUAGACUCAAGGAAGUGGCAAGUAAGAUGGUCGGUAAGCGGAAUUUGUAUCCCCACGAGGCCACAUUGGACAAAGAGUCAUGUUGGUCCAUAGUUAUAGAUUCAAUGGAAAAGAAGAUUUCAGAUCACUGGAUAUUAGAAAAAAUUAAAGAUGACAUGGUAGACAGGUGUGGUGGUCUUCCAUUAGCUGCAAAGACCUUGGCAGAGAUAAUUUCACAUCAGUAA